GGGAGCUGCCGCUGAAGGAGCCAAUUCGCUGCGUGCGGCUGCUGGCGGGUUUUGGAUUUAAUGAACCUGGAAACCCUCACCACGACAUUUGCAGGUCUUGGACGGAAGCAGCUGCAGCAGGGCUGAAGGAGCCCAGACCGCCAGAAGCAGGCAGCUAG
Messenger RNA from Eimeria tenella, 158 nucleotides. RefSeq lists its product as uncharacterized. The annotation marks the transcript as partial. Lineage: Eukaryota; Apicomplexa; Conoidasida; Eucoccidiorida; Eimeriidae. The record is from RefSeq and is a predicted model, not a curated record. The transcript has 3 exons.